This is a messenger RNA of Cucumis sativus (cucumber), 2874 nucleotides long. Its product is annotated as leucine-rich repeat-containing protein 9-like. The transcript has a single exon. Gene Ontology annotation, molecular function: protein binding. The record is from RefSeq and is a predicted model, not a curated record. Bases 1302 to 2741 code for a protein of 479 amino acids. Lineage: Eukaryota; Viridiplantae; Streptophyta; Magnoliopsida; Cucurbitales; Cucurbitaceae.
CGAAAUAUAAUGAGUGGGUAACUUCUUUUGCAUAAUGGAUGCACAAAUUGAACUCCUGAACAACAUAAUCGAUAGAGUUAUACUUACCCUCGGGCUUUUAGAUUUCUGAAGGCUUUUUUCCAACUGUAGGUCCAUCGGAGUGGCAGGAGACAAGUGCUUCGAUAAUGACUUUACUGAAAAAACCCCAUUAGUUUCCAUUAACCAGAUUCUUUUAUUCUCAAUAUUGGAUAAUCUUGUCCUUUCCAAGGAGCCCAGGAGAAGUUGAAAAUUAGAGAUUUCAAGCUCCUAACAAUCUUCUGAAAUCAAGAAACCCAGAGGAAGUGGAGGCGUUCCAAUGUUCUACAACCGAGCCUUUUGGAUUAAGGGCAAUUCUGUACAGCUUGGGAGUGUGGUCUUCAAAGCAAUUCUAUCCAUUCAUGGAUCCAACCAAAACAAAAUUUUGUCACCCUUUCCAACUUUAAAAGCUGCCACACUAUCUAGAAAUAUUUAUCCAAGGGCUUCUUAAACUUGAAUUUUCUUUGCCACUUGUGUGCCACUGGAAGAGGCUACUCCCGUGAAUACUACAAACCACCUUAUACCAUAGAGAGUUUUGUUCUGCCAUGAACCUCCACCUCCACUUGGCAAGAAGAGUAAUGUUUCUAAAUUUCAGCUUGUCCAGCCCAAGGCCCCCAUCUCCUUGGGGUUUGGAAACUAAUUCCCAUUUCACUAGGUGGUUCAACUUGCUACCGUUGUUCCCUUCUCAAAAGAAGUUCCUCCAUGGUUCUUUCAAUGGAAUUAGAGAUUUUUUUGGCAUGAGGAAUGUUUAGCAAUUCCUCAUGGAUGCCGCUAAGGAGAUCUUACUUUCCCCAAUAUUAAUUCCGCAUAUAGAUGACUUUUCCCAAUUUAUCUUUUGCCCAUAACACUAAAAUAUUUCAAGCGUCUUUUUAACGUUUUCAUGAAUAACUUCAUCAAACUUGGAAAAUAUUAAGGUGUUGUCUGCAAAUUGAAGGAGGGGAACAUGAACAUUGUUCUUUCCUACCAUGAAACCUUCAUACAAACCGUUCAAGUGUAGAUUUGAGAUGAAACUACUAAGCACUUCGCUAACCAUAAGAAAAGAAAGAGGGAAAGGGGAUCCCCUUGCUUUAACCCUCUUGAGGCUUGAAUUCUUCCUCUGGGCCUCCCAUUGACGAAUUCUGAAUACUUAGGGUUUUUAACACAAUCCAUGAUCAAUCCAGCACACAAGCAGCAGAGACAGCGGAGUUUGAAGGCGUUUUCGGAGGCAGUGUCUGUUCCUAACAGAGAAAACUAGGGUUUUCACAACUAUGUCUUGCUUGGAUAUACAGCAAGUUCUCAAUGAUUACAAAACCAAAGACCCACUCACCAUCACUACUCUCAAGCUCAAUCAAAAGGCUCUUUCUGAUAUAAAUGGUUUGUCCCUUUUCAAAAACUUGGAGAAGCUUGAUUUGACAUUCAACAAUCUCACAUCGCUUCAGGGGUUGGAGUCAUGCACCAAUUUGAAGUGGCUCUCAGUUGUACAAAACAAACUUGAUAACUUAAAAGGAAUUGAAGGGCUUUCUAGACUUAAUGUAUUAAAUGCGGGAAAGAAUAAGCUUCGGUCAAUGGACGAAAUUAGACCCCUUGUUGGCUUUUGUGCUUUGAUUUUGAAUGACAAUGAGAUUGCUUCUAUUUGCAAGCUUGAUCAGAUGAAGAACCUGAAUACUCUGGUUCUUUCUAGAAAUCCAAUCCACAGUAUUGGAGAUUCUUUGUUGAAAGUGAAUUCAAUGAAAAAGCUAUCCCUUUCUAACUGCAAACAUCAAUCUAUUGAAUCCCUCAAGUUUUGUAUCGAACUUAAAGAGCUUAGACUUGCUCACAAUGAAAUCAGGAUGCUCCCCAAUGCUUUGGCUCAUAACAAGAAGUUGUUGAAUUUGGAUUUGGGAAAUAAUGUCAUCAUGAGAUGGUCAGAUUUAAAGGUAUUGAGUUCAUUAGGCUAUCUGAGGAAUAUUUAUGUUCGAGGGAAUCCUAUUGCUGAAAGUGCUAAGUUAGAUAAAAAGAUUUGUCGACUGGUUCCAGGCUUGCGUGUAUUGAAUGCGAGAUCAAUUGAUAAAUGCAUUCAGAAUGAGAAUGAUAAUGGGAGUGAUAAAGAAGACGACACUCCAAUCAGGAGCCUAGAUCGUCAAAAAGAGAAAAAGGAUAGAAAACUGAAUGGGAAUGUUGAAACACACCCGUCUGUUCAAGGCACUGAUGGCAAACUUGAUCAUACUAAUGGUGCUGAUGUGGACAGGAAGUUGGAACGCAAAAAACGUAAGAUGGAUAAGGUCACCAGGGAGGAGAAAGUAAUUCCAUCUCUUGACAAUAAGAUAAAUCUCGGUACCAAUGAUAUUGAUAAGGAAAAGAAGACUUCAAAGCAGAAAAGAACAAAAAGCAAUAAGGAGCCAUCUUUGCCAAUACACAAGGAGACACUUACCAAGAUUGAAAACCAUAAGAAGAAAGCAAAGAAGGAAGGGGAAAGGCAGAUUGGUGUUAUUGACGACGCUGAAGUGCCAUUUGAACAGCUUUUCGGAGAUGAUCUUAUUGAAGACAUGGAUGCUGUUCUCCAAAAGGUUGGUGAGAAAGAAGUAGAGGAGAUGAAUUUAAAGCCUAACUUGGCAUCAUUUUCAGCUAAUAGAAAGGAAUCUAAAAGCCAAGAUCGAGUUGGAAGGUUACAAAUAUCCCCAAUAGUUGAAAUUGGAAUGGACGGAAUAUCAACAUGGGGGGAUGAGUAAUUGCAAUGCAAAGGCAUUCAGUUACUUAGGAAAAUUUGGAUCAAUCAUGGCAGCACCGUGGUCGGACAGGUGUGGAAUGCAGUAAUAGAAAAAGAGAAUGGGUUUUAGAAACUCAUUUCAGUUGUUGGUCUUG